Alternaria postmessia is the source of this 1221-nucleotide messenger RNA. RefSeq lists its product as uncharacterized. Gene Ontology annotation, biological process: cell wall organization. Gene Ontology annotation, cellular component: fungal-type cell wall; cell surface; extracellular region. Bases 1 to 1221 code for a protein of 406 amino acids. The transcript has a single exon. NCBI's taxonomy places the organism in Eukaryota, Fungi, Ascomycota, Dothideomycetes, Pleosporales, Pleosporaceae. Gene Ontology annotation, molecular function: 1,3-beta-glucanosyltransferase activity; glucan endo-1,3-beta-D-glucosidase activity. The record is from RefSeq and is a predicted model, not a curated record.
AUGCGUUUUGUAUCAGCGCUUGCCGUCGCGGCGGCCACCGUCAGCAGUGCCCUUGCGCAGGACUUUGUUUUGGGCUUCAACUCCGGUGCAUCUGAUGAUACCGGCAAGGCAAAGACCCAGGAGGACUUCGAGAAGGAGUUCACCACCGCGCAGAGCCUGGAGGGCGCACCAGGCAACUUCAGCGCUAUCCGUCUUUACUCCAACAUUCAGUGGGAGACGACCGACACACCCAUCGCCGCCUUCCCUGCCGCUAUCGCAACGAACUCCAAGCUCCUUCUCGGUAUUUGGGCAUCAGGCACGGACAACAUUGACAACGAAUUGAAGGCAUUGAACUCCGCAGUCGAGGAAUACGGAACAAAGCUGACGGAUCUUGUUAUCGGACUGUCUGUCGGUUCCGAAGAUCUUUACCGUGUGUCGGAACCUGGUAUCCGGAACGAGGCUGGUGUCGGUAACAGCGCGGAGAAGAUUGUUGAAUUCAUCAAGACUGCGCGCGAGCGUCUUGCCGAUACCCCACUCAAGGGUGUGAAGAUCACCCACGUCGACACCUGGACUGCUUGGGUCAACGAGUCGAACAAGGCUGUCAUCGACGAGAUUGACUUUUUGGCUGUUAACGCAUUCCCCUUCUACGAAUCCGAGCUUGAUAACAAGAUCGAUAACGCAGGCAAGCUCCUAAGCAGUGCUAUCAGCGCAACUGAGGGCGUCGCUGGAGACAAAGAUGUCUGGAUUACCGAGACUGGCUGGGCGUACAGUGGUCCUGACUUUGGUGCUGCCACAUCGACUGUAGAUAACGCAGAGACAUACUGGAAAGAUGUCGGUUGCGCGCUCUUCGGCAAGAGGAACGUCUUCUGGUACACACUCCGCGAUGCCAACCCUGCAAACAAGGUCAAGUUCGCCAUUUCGGACAAGCUGUCCACCACCCCGCGCUUCGACAUCAGCUGCCCAGAGCAGAAGGAGCUCCCCUCGGCAGAGCCCGCCACAAACAACGGUACUUCGACCGGUGGCUCGUCGAGCAGCAACUCGACUACAGAUAGCGGUAACAACGACAGCAGCAGCAGCAACAACACCAACGGCGGAAGCGAUGGCGGAAACGGCAAUGCUCAGCAAUCUGGCGCUGCCGCUCCCAGCGGAACCGGUGCGGGAGCUGCUACCUCGGUGUCGGUCAUGAACUCAAUGGCCAUGGCUUUGUCUGUCGUCUUUGCUGCUGCUGCCUGGGCUCUGUAG